Arachis stenosperma is the source of this 3874-nucleotide messenger RNA. Its product is annotated as probable ribose-5-phosphate isomerase 2. The transcript is spliced from 4 exons. The record is from RefSeq and is a predicted model, not a curated record. Gene Ontology annotation, molecular function: ribose-5-phosphate isomerase activity. Gene Ontology annotation, biological process: pentose-phosphate shunt, non-oxidative branch. Lineage: Eukaryota; Viridiplantae; Streptophyta; Magnoliopsida; Fabales; Fabaceae. Bases 190 to 990 code for a protein of 266 amino acids.
UUGCAUCCCCUUCCUCUGUUUUUUUCUGUCAAUAUAUAAACCCCCACAACCAAACAAGCCCUCUCCACCUCUCUUCUCUUCUCUUCUCUUCUCUUCUCAUUUCUCUUCUCUUCCACACGAACCCUAUCUUCACACAUUCACUCACCACCACACAUUCACAUUCAUUCAUUUCCCCCCAAACCCAAUUCAAUGCCAAUCCCCUGCGCCCAUUUCAUUGCCUCGGAGAAAGCAGCCAUGGAAGCUGGCCUUCUUCUCCCCUCUUCCUCUCUCUCUCAGCUCAUUCUCACCCAAGACGAUUUGAAGAAAAUCGCCGCCUACAAAGCCGUCGAGUACAUCGAAUCCGGUAUGGUUCUCGGCCUCGGAACCGGCUCCACUGCCAAACACGCCGUCGACCGAAUCGGCAAGCUUCUCCGUCAGGGCAAGCUCAAGGACAUCGUCGGAAUCCCCACUUCCAAGAAGACGCACGAGCAAGCCCUCUCUCUCGGGAUCCCCUUGUCGGAUCUGGACUCUCACCCCGUCGUUGAUCUCGCCAUUGACGGCGCCGACGAGGUUGAUCCUUACCUUAACCUCGUCAAGGGCCGCGGUGGCUCCCUCUUGAGGGAGAAGAUGGUUGAAGGUGCUUGCAAGAAGUUCGUUGUAAUCGUCGAUGAGUCCAAACUCGUUAACUAUAUUGGUGGUAGCGGUUUGGCUAUGCCCGUUGAAGUUAUUCAAUUUUGUUGGAAGUUCACUGCUUCCAGGCUUCAGAAUCUCUUUCAGGAAUCUGGUUGCGUUGCAAAGCUCAGAACUUUGGGCGAAAAGGCUGAGCCUUAUGUCACUGAUAAUGGCAACUAUAUCAUUGAUUUGUAUUUCAAGCAGAGUAUUGGGGAUUUGAAGGCUGCCAGCGAUUCCAUUCUGCAAAUCGCCGGUGUUGUGGAGCAUGGAAUGUUCAUUGACAUGGCUACCACUGUUAUUGUUGCAGGUGAACUUGGCCUAACUGUCAAGAAUAAGUAGUAGCUUAAUUCAAACACCAUUAAAUGACAUGAACAAUAAUGUAGGCAAAAUUGGAAUAAUCAGGGAGGUAGUUUAAUUCGUCAAGGUUGAUGCUUUGACAUUUGGGGAGCCCUUUGGGGGCUUCUAACAUACGAUAUCUGGUGUAGUUGCAAUUGCUGGAGAAAAUAUCUUAAUUUCUCCGCCAAUUUUGUUAUUUUUGACCUAGUUUGAGCAAGCAAGCACAUGUCUGUCUUAUUUGCAUGUUAACUGCUUUUAUUGAUGUUUUGAUAAGCAUAAUGUAAUGGUUGUAAUCUGAACAUGUUGAAUAGUUGCCUUUCACAACAAAGUUCAUAAUAUAUUAUUAAGUAGCCAACUACAUAAUGAAAAGAGCUGAAUAGACCAUAGAUUAUGUAAGUAACUCUACUACUAUUAAGUAGCCAACUACAUAAUCUGUACGUGGUAGAAUGAUAAGAUAAUAUUAUGGACCACUUCUUUCCGAGUGAUUCAAUUACUGGUUACUGCAAUGACCAAUUGAAUAGACCAUAGAUCUUGUAGUAACUCUACUACUACCUCAUAUUGUUUGUUACAUCAGCAAUUUGUACAACUUUGCAUCCUCAUACCAUUUUUUAUUUUAAAUUUAGUUUAAGGCGUGUAUUAAUAGUCAAAGUACUCAAUAGUUAAUAGUUGAUGUGAUUGGUUAUGGCUCAUAAAAGUUUCAUUUUUCUUUGCUUUUUUCUCUUUUUAGAUUUUAAGUGUAAUUAUUUGGAUAUUGGCUUAUACAUGCUUGUUUAGCAUUGGCUUCCACUAUGGCUUGCAUGCCAAAUAUGCUAUGAUGGAUAACAUAUCACCAACGAGAUCAAGUAAAGGACAAUAAUAUUUUUAACAUGGAUCUGAACAGCAACUUCAGUCCAAACAUGCAGAAGCUGUUGGGAGGUUUCAGCUUUCAUGUUUUUUGAGAGUCAAUCCUGCCAAAUCUCAAUCAGAAAAUCUACUUGGAUUUUCACCAAUCAUUGGCAGGGUAUGCCGGACUGGACUUCAUGGAAGUAACAUUUUUUGGACCUAACAAGUGAAAUCCAGAAAAAUGCUCACCCCAAAUAUCAUAUCUAUACUCAUCUGCAAGCCCUUCUUCCUCUUGCGCUUGAACAGCUUUUUGGUUGUGACGUUUGGAUCCAGGAGCCCGAGACUGCAAUGUAACAGCAGAAUUUGACACCAAGGAGGGGGGAGGCGACCCACCAACAACAGCAGUGGCAUCACAAGUUGUCUGAACAUGCAUGCUAGCAGCACAACUUGAAGCUGAAGGUGGCGCAUGAGGAGAAGACCUACUACUGCUGCAGUGUUUGAGGGGAACCUCAGGCUUAGAAGAUGGGGAAGAAGCUUGAUUGUUUUCAGAAUGGGAUGGUGUAAGAUUAUUUGUGGGUCUGCCUUUAGAUGCAGUUUCUAAAGACUGCAAUUCACUAAACCAUGCUAGAGCAAUUGCAGCUGGUCUAAAAGCUUUGAAGUUAUUAGGAGUUGAAGGUGUUGAGCUCCCUGUUUGGUGGGGAAUUGUUGAGAAAGAUGCUGCAGGAAAAUAUGACUGGUCUGGCUAUCUUGCUAUUGCUGAGAUGGUUCAGAAGGUGGGUCUUAAGCUCCAUGUGACACUUUGCUUUCAUGGAUCUACAAAACCCAAUAUCCCCUUGCCCAAUUGGGUUACCCGGAUUGGCAAGUCUCAACCCAAUAUUUACUUCAAGGAUCGGUCAGGACAGCAUUACAAAGAGUGCCUGUCGCUGGCAGUUGAUGGGAAGACUCCAAUUCAAGUGUAUCAGAGUUUCUGCUAGAGCUUCAAGUCUUCGUUCUCUCCCUUCAUGGGCUCUACAAUUACUGGCAUAUCGAUGGGUUUAGGACCAGAUGGCGAGCUACGUUAUCCAUCUCACCAUCAUCUCUCAAGUGAUGGUAAAACUCAAGGAGUUGGGAAGUUCCAGUGUUAUGACCAAAACAUGCUUAGCGUUCUCAUUACCUAUGAUCAGCCACCGUUCUCCGGUUUCUUCACGGAUGGGGCUUCUUGGGAGUCUCCAUACGGGGACUUCUUUCUUUCAUGGUAUUCCAAACAGCUUAUGGCUCAUGGAGAUAGCAUCCUUUCAUUAGCUUCUUCGACACUGGAGUGACAGUGUAUGGAAAAAUCCCACUUAUGCACUCUUUGGUAUGGAACUAGAUCCCAUCCUUCCGAGCUAACAGCAGGGUUCUAUAACACGGCUAAGGGGGACGGGUAUGAGCCAGUGGCCGAGUUGUUUGCUAGGAACUCGUGCAAAAUGAUACUACCUGGAAUGGACCUGUCCGAUGCAUACCAGCCAAAUGAAACCCGUUCAAGCCCUGAGUUGCUUCUUGCACAAAUCAUGGCAGCUUGCAAAAAGCAUGGCGUGCAAGUUCUGGGAGGUUUUGAACAAAUCAAGAAGAAUUUAGGUGGAGAUAAUGUAUUGGACUUGUUCACAUAUCAAAGAAUGGGAGCAUAUUUCUUUUCUCCAGAUCAUUUUCCAUCAUUCACUGAAUUUGUGAGGAGCCUUAAUCAACCGGAACUGCACUCUGAUGAUCUACCAAUUGCCGGAGAAGAAGAAGGCACUCAAUCUAUGAUUACGAGCCAAGAAUCAAGCGUUAGCAUGCAAGCAGCCUAACCAUUAUUGUACCUUUUGCGAUGUUGAUAGUCUCAUGUAUAUAUACCAAUUUAUUAUUCCUGCAACAGAUUUGAGGACAGCUUAUUUUGUAAGAUGAGUGAGCGAGGUUGCCUAUUUAUUAUAACCUCAACAAGCCUAGUUCCAUGACAAUUAUGUGUCUUGUAAAAUAGUCAAGGUGAAUGGCAAAUGACCUUGCUAGUCAAUAUAUUAUUAUUUGGCUUAAAAACAUUUUAUAUGGUAGAAGUAAUACUUUAUCUUCA